AUGCUUAUAAAAAAAUACUCAGUAGAUAAGCAACAUUUUUAUAGAAUAACAACUUAUUCUUCUUUUAUACAAAUUGAUUAUCCAUGUAUUUUAUCAGGAGAUAACUUUAGAACACCUGCAAUACAUGAUCCACCAUCCAAAUUGAAAUUUCUUAUUUAUGAGGAUUAUUCACUAAUAGAUGAACUUUAUCUUUCUAAACCCACCCUUGGUGUAUUAUUUUUAAAUAAAAAAAUAAAGAUUUAUUGA
Hepatospora eriocheir is the source of this 246-nucleotide messenger RNA. The record is from the annotation of a GenBank genome assembly. NCBI's taxonomy places the organism in Eukaryota, Fungi, Microsporidia, Hepatosporidae.